Messenger RNA from Prorocentrum cordatum, 2893 nucleotides. The record is from the annotation of a GenBank genome assembly. Lineage: Eukaryota; Dinophyceae; Prorocentrales; Prorocentraceae.
GCCGUUUUCGUUCAAUCCUUGGAAUGGAACCAGUGUGGUUUAACUUUGGUCUGCUUGCUAGACGUCGGCGGGAAUAUCCACAUGGAGUUUAUUCUCUUGAAGCGGCCAUGGAGAAGUGCGGACGGACAGCGCAUGUCAGCGCAGCGCCGCAGUUGUCCUGCGAAGCACUACGGCAGCGUUCCCAUGUCAGCCCUGGCAAGUGCAUUGCGGCUGUCAUAGCGUGCGGAAAAGGCAGGCAGUGGCAACAGGCGGUGUCUCUUCUCAGCGACAUGGUGGACGCGAGGGUGGAGGCAGACGUCAUCUCAGCUACAGCGCUGGGAUUAGCGUUUGUGGAAAAGGCGAGCAGCCGGAACGGGCUUUGGCGCUGCUCAGCGAGAUGCGGGAGGUGGAGUUGGAACCCAACGUUUUCAGCUACAGUGCUGCGAUCAGCGCGUGCGCGAAGGGCGAGCAGUGGCAGCAGGCUCUGUCGCUGCUUGGCGAGAUGUCGGAGGCGGAGGUGGAGGCCAACAUCAUCAGCUACAGCGCUGGAGUCAGCGCGUGCGAGAAAGGCAAGCAGUGGCAACAUGCGCUUGCGAUGCUUAGCGAGAUGUGGGAGGCGAAAGUCGAGGCCAACGUCUACAGCUCUGGGAUCAGCGCGUGCGGAAAAUGCGGGCAGUGGAAACAUGCUCUGUCGCUGCUCGGCGUGAUGUGGGAGGCGAAGGUGGUGCCGAAUGUCUACAAUGCUGGAAUCAGCGCGUGCGAGAAAGGCGGGCAGUGGCAGCGGGCUCUGUCGCUGCUCAGUGAGGCGUGGGAGGCGGACUUGGAGCUCAACAUCAACUCUCUCAUACUUCUUGUCAUUUACAGUGCCGGAAUCAGCGCAUGUGAGAGUGGUGGGCAGUGGCACCACGCUUUGUCUCUGCUCGGCGACAUGUGGGAUGCGAAGCUGGAGCCCGACGUCAUCAGCUACAGCGCUGCGGUCAGCGCGUGUGAAAAAGGUGGCCAGUGGCAACUUGCCCUGUCUCUAUUCGGCAGGAUGUGGGAUGCAGAGAUAGAGCCGAACGUCAUUAGCUUCAACGCUGGAAUCAGCGCGUGCGAGAAAGGCGGGCAGUGGCAGAGGGCUCUGUUUCUGCUCGGCGACAUGUGGGAGGAGAGGUUGGUGCCCGACGUCAUCUCCUACAGUGCUGGGAUCAGCGCCUGCGAGAAAGGCCGUCAGUGGCAGCGGGCUCUGGGGUUACUCAGGGAGAUGCGGCAGAAGAGGUUGGACCCCACCGUCAUCAGCUACGGAGCUGGGAUCAGCGCGUGCGAGAAAGACGGGCGGUGGCAGCAGGCUCUGGCGUUGCUUGGCGAGAUGUGGGAAGCGAGGUUGGAGCCCAACGUCAUUAGCUACAACGCUGGAAUCAGCGCGUGCGAGAAAGGCGGGCAGUGGCAGAGGGCUCUGUUUCUGCUCGGCGACAUUUUGGAGGAGAGGUUGGUGCCCGACGUCAUCUCCUACAGCGCUGGGAUCAGCGCCUGCGAGAAAGGCCGUCAGUGGCAGCGGGCUUUGGGGUUACUCAGCAAGAUGUGGGAGGCGAAUUUGGAGCCCACGGUCAUCUCCUACAGCGCUGGGAUCAGCGCGUGCGAGAAAGGCGGGCAGUUCCAGCAGGCUCUGUCGUUGCUCGGCGAAAUGUGCGAGGCGAAGUUGGAGCCCAAUACAACUUUGGUCAGCUACAACGCCGGAAUCAGCGCAUGUGAUAAGUGUGGCCAGUGGUGCCAGGCGUUGUCGGUGCUCAGCGAGCUGUGGGAUAGUAAUUUGGAGCUCGACGAAACCAGCUACAACUUGGGUAUGACAGUGUACGAGAGGUCAUCUAGUGACUCGGCUGGGUUCCCAGGCUUCCUUCGGAUCGGUCUUUCGCGAUUCCGCAGAUUUUGAGACACACCCUGCGUGCGAGGGAUCAUGUCGAACAGGCAUUGCAGGUACUUGAAUGAGCAUCGUAUUUUUGCGAAUUUGCUAUCACACGAAUCACGAUUGAAUGCCAGUCGAUGGAUUAGGCCUAGUUAGAUACAGCGCCGGAGCCAGCGCGCGCGAAAGGCAGGCAGUGGUUGCAGGCUUUGUCAUUGCCCAGCGCAUUUUUUUCAGGAGAAGUUUGACCCCGACGUCAUCAGCCGCAGCCGCAGCACUGGGGUCAAAGCCUCAAAGGGAUGCGGGCAAUGCGCGGCAAGGUCAACAGGCGCUUUGGUUGCUCACCGAGGCGUGGGAUGCGAAGCUAGAGCCCAACUUUGCCGGCUCCAGUGGUGCUAAGCUAUACAGCGGGUUCAAAGGCAAGCAAAGGUUGCAGGUGCAGUUGUUAUUGUUCAGAGGGCGGUGGAGUCGAAGAUGGAGCCAGCGUCAUCGGCCAUAAUGCUGCGAUCAGCCCGUGCGCAAAAGGCGAGCAGUGUGAAUGGGUUCUGUCGCUGCUCAGCGAGAUGCGGAUGGCGAAGGAGGAGCCUGACGUCACUAGUUGCAGUGCUACAGGCUCGGAAGUACUCCUCUGAACGCCACACCAGGGCCCCAACAACACCCCAAGGACAAAUGAAGGCCUCUGCGCCCAAUCCCGUCCCCAUUUUGCGCUCCACAUGUAGCACGCGUGCUCCACAUAACGACGGGCGGAACGGGCGUGGACCUUCCCGACACGCUGUGAUUGGGCAUGGGAGCGUGUGGCCGCGUUCGGAGAAAAUCUAUCCGAGCCUGUAGGAUCAGCGCGUGCGGAAGCAAGCUAGGAGAGGCAGCAGGCUCUGCCGCCACUCAGCCAAAGUUGGGAGGCGUGGUCGGGUCACGCUGUUUUCGGCAAGAGCGGUGGGAUCAUCAGCGCGCCUGCGAAGAGGCAACAGGUCGCAGCGUGCUCCGCCACUGCAGGGCCAGGUGAGAGAGGCGUACAGUUGGAGUACAGUGAGCGGC